CAAGGAUUCAGCUGUUCGGACAUCUAGGGGGAGUUCAUUCCACCAAUUAUGUGCCAGGACAGAGAAGAGCCGAGAUGUGUGUCUUCCUUGUGCCUUGAGGGGAGGUGGGACCAGUCGAGCAGUGAUGGAGGAUCGGAGUGAUCGUGGUGCAGUGCGGGGUGUGAUGAGGUCCUUUAGGUAGGAUGGUGCCAGACAAUUUUUGGUUUUGUAUGCGAGCAUCAGUGUUUUUAAUCUAAUGCGGGCAGCUACAGGAAGCCAGUGGAGGGAGCGCAGCAAAGGAGUGGUGUGGGAGAACUUGGGAAGGUUGAAAACAAGACGAGCAGCUGCAUUCUGAAUCAGUUGGAGGGGACGGAUGGCGCUCAGUGGUAAACCCGCUAGAAGCGAGUUGCAGUAGUCAAGGCGUGAGAUGACGAGGGACUGGACGAGAAUCUGGGUAGCCUGAGUGGAAAGAAAUGGACGUAUCCUCCUGAUGUUAAAGAGGAGAAACCGACAAGAGCGAGAAAGACUGGCGAUAUGUGAGGAAAAAAGCAUUCUAUAGAAAUGCUGUUGUAUUACACAGGUAUAUAAAAGUAUAGACAUUUACUUAAAAUACUUAAAAUGAUAAACUACACCUAUAGAUUUAUAUUAUGCAUUCGAGCUGAAAAUACUAUUUCUGAUAAUAAGAAAAAAAAUCUAUUAAUAAUACACCAACAGAUGUAAGGCCCGAAAUAACAAGAUUUUUAUCAACAUGUAAGAGCUACAAUUGGUUUGGGUUAAGAACUACAAAAUUAGACAAAAGCAGAAUACAGCAAACUUUCAUGACACCACCGCCCGCUCGCCCGCCCCCGGUUUUUUCGCUUUCCGGGUUAGCGAAGUGUGGAGGAAUAGGUCCCAGCAUGACACAGGCAGACUUCGGUGCGACGCAGGCAAGCGCUAAUCUGUUAAAAAGCGUUAUCCGUUUCGUUUCCUUGUGCCCAUUGCUCGUCUCAUGCACGAUUCAGAAGUGAGUUCACUGCAGCCUUGAGCAGCAGUUCAUGCUGUUGAACGUCCUGCGCCCGCCCCGCUGGAUAACAGUGCGGGUCCGCUACAUUUCAGCUGUCACUCAGCGGCGGGGCGGGGUGCGAGCCUGGCCCCUGGGUAUAGAACACAGAGUACUACCAGCGAAGUGCGACCGGAGAGGAGCGACUUCUUCUGAAGAAUACAGCGAUACUAAGGCUGAGCCCACCUGAUCGAGCAGUCAUGGUGACUGUCGCCAUGGAGAGGAGCGGCCGUUUGCCCGUGUCCCUGCAGCAGGUGACCCACAGGCUGGUGACGGUGAUACCCUGCCUGCCAGCCACCCUGAGGGACAGUGAGGUGCCCCACUUCUUCAGAGAGCGCCACGUCCUCACAGGCUACCGGCCAUUGCACCAGGACUGGCGCUACUAUCUCCUGUCCCUCUUCCAACGCCACAACGAGACGGUCAACGUGUGGACACACCUGCUGGGGGCGCUGCUGGUCCUGGUGUGGUUCAGGGAGUUGGCAGAGGUGGUGGACUUUGCUGGCGAUGCCCAUUCCUGGCCUCUUCUCAUCCUCCUCUUGUCCUCUUUCUGCUACAUGAGCUUUAGCGCAGUCGCCCACCUCCUGGCUCCCCGCUCCGAGCUCACUCACUACGCCCUCUUCUUUCUAGACUAUGUGGGCGUGGCCCUUUACCAGUACGGCAGUGCCGCGGUGCACUUCCACUAUGCAGUGCCGGAUGAUUGGCCCCACUGGCUGCUUGGCCCGUUCAUGCCAGUGGCGGCUCUGCUCUGCUGCUUCUCCUGCCUUGGCUGCUGCUUUGGAAAGUACUGCAGUCAUAGCUCUCCAAGCUCCAUACGCAAGCUGGGCCAGGUGCUGCCGUCCGCCUUGGCCUAUGCCUGGGACACCAGUCCAGUGUUCUGGCGCCUGUCGGGUUGCCUACCGGUGUGUGAGCUGGACCCUGCUGCCCUCUUCCACGCCGGGCAGGUGGUCUUCUUCCUGGCCAGCGCCCUCUUCUUCACUCUGCUGCUGCCUGAGCGCUGGCUGGCCGGACGCUGUGACUUCCUGGGACAGGGCCACCAGCUCUUCCACACGCUACUGGUUCUCUGCACCCUGUGCCAGGUGCACGCCUCACACCUGGAUUACCGGGGCCGCCGCAUGGUGUACCUUCGUCUCCAUGGAGAUGGGGAGCCCACCUUUCUCGUCUGCCUGUUUGUGGCUGUGGUGCUCGUUUGCACAUCCAUCGCGAUCGGCAUGACCAACAAGGUGAGCCACUUGCUAAGGAGCAGAGACGGCAAGCAUGAGUAGUGAGGGUGUGACUUGAUUGAGCCCCCUAAGGCCCCAUGAACUUUCACUGGACUUUUAAAACUUUUAGAACUUUAAAAACUUAGAUAAGCACUAGGUAUACUGAACACCUCUGAGUCCAAAGAGCACUGUCUCUCAGUGUAAAAAAACCUUCAGUGAAAGCUCUUUCCUGUAGGUGUGUUUAUCCUCUGUUAGCUUGAAUCAAUCUGUAUGAGCAGAUGGGCUGCUUGAGUGUCUUGUGUCAUGCCAUGUAGAUCAUUAUUUGAUGUAGAAGCUCAGGUGCUUGCUGUAGAAUGUCGAGAUCGCAUGAGGUUCCACUGGACAACACUGAGCUUGAAUCAGCAAAACAUAAUGUUUUUAGAAGCCUACAUCAUCUGAGUAAAAUCUGUGGGGGCUGAACACUCAUUGAGCCUGGAUGCGCCACUAGUCAGCUGAAUGUAAACAACCACAUCCUGUGAUAACAUCACUCAACUUUAACCACUUCUUCCCCAGGAUGCAUUUAAUCAGCCAUUUUGCUUUUCACAGACGCUGUCCUUUAAUGCAUCUGUUUACCCAGCAGCAUCUGUUAAAAAGGGGUUUGUAAAAAGCCCCCUAAUUGACAACUUUUACCAUUUCCAAGCCCCCUUCCCAUAGUAGGGGGGCCUCUGUCCCUGUUCAUGUGCCUCUUCCUCCUAGGCACCGUUAUCUAUUGUUCAUAAAGUUCAUCUCACACACUGACAUUGACCAAAAGCUGAUGCCAUUUUUGGAUGGUGCAAGAGUGAUAAACAAAUAUUGUGUGAACUCUCUGACUAUUUCUUAUCAAGGGAGAGUUGAGCUGUCUACCUCUAUUCAACCUUUGCUGUGUGCUCAACUGGACUGGUAAUAGAGGCUUUGACAAUGAUCUUCCAAUCUCUUUGUUCAGUACGGCAUUAAAUUGUGGUCUCUAAACAUUGCGUCUCCCUAAUGGGUUUCUUAUUGGACAUUUAUUUAUUGAAUGGAUCUUUUAUUCCGAGCCCGGCAGCAGUCACACAGAGGAGGAGAACUAGGCACAAAGUCUUAAAAUUGUUUAUCAGUGUUUUUUAAGACCAUAACUUUUUCUGUAUAAAUCAGAGCUAUAUAAUAUGCUUUAUCCUGGGAAUUGUAAUGUAAAGAUUUUCUUCCAGUGUUUAUAUUGUCAUGCUUUUAAAACAUUUAUAUGGAGUUUUCCAUCCUUAAUACAGAAACAUACAAAAUUAACAUAAACAAUAGGCAAACAGGAACACCCAGGCCUCUCCCAGCCUUGUGCUACAUCAAUGGUCCAAUCACUCUUAUUGUAUUUAUAUGUUCCUGUGUAUAAACCAAGAAGAAAAAGUUUAAGAUGCAGUGGAAUUGGUUUAGAUCUUAUUUUUCCCAUCACAGUUUGUACAUCCUCCCAAAAUUUUGAAUUUUUUCUGAACUCCCUUUCACUUCAGUACAUGCAAGACAAACAUCUACAAUAAUUUUAUUAAGUCUGUUAAAUUUCUCUGGUAUGACCUAUGUUUGCAUUAGCCAAUUGUAUGGCAGUAAUUUAAGAUUUGCAUAUAUUGUUUGUUUAUUUACCUUAGCACAGGCUAUUUUCCGCUGUAAUUUCAGACUUUAAAUCUUCUCUCUAUACCACCAGUUUAUACUUUGAAUUUUCCAUUGAUUGAAAUAUUAAUAAAUUAUAAUGGUCUUUUCCUUA
This is a messenger RNA of Brienomyrus brachyistius, 3955 nucleotides long. It is a transcript of the gene paqr7a, whose product is annotated as progestin and adipoQ receptor family member VII, a. Gene Ontology annotation, cellular component: plasma membrane. Gene Ontology annotation, biological process: response to steroid hormone. The transcript has 2 exons. The coding region runs from base 1219 to 2280 and encodes 353 amino acids. The record is from RefSeq and is a predicted model, not a curated record. Gene Ontology annotation, molecular function: nuclear steroid receptor activity; steroid binding. Lineage: Eukaryota; Metazoa; Chordata; Actinopteri; Osteoglossiformes; Mormyridae.